CCUCCUAUUGACAAACACACACACACACACACACAAAGGGCCGCGCCGGUCUGGAGACGCGUCCGUAGCCGGUAUGGGAGACAAGAAGAGCCCCACAAGGCCGAAGCGGCAACCGAAGCCGUCCUCCGACGAGGGCUACUGGGACUGCAGCGUCUGCACCUUCCGGAACAGCGCCGAGGCCUUCAAGUGCAUGAUGUGCGAUGUGAGGAAGGGCACCUCCACCCGGAAACCUCGACCUGUCUCUCAGUUGGUUGCACAACAGGUUACCCAGCAAUUUGUGUCCCCUACACAAUCAAAAAAAGAAAAAAAAGACAAAGUAGAAAAAGAAAAAAGUGAAAAAGAAACUACUACCAAAAAGAACAGUCAUAAGAAAACCAGGCCCAGAUUGAAAAAUGUGGAUCGAAGUAGUGCUCAACAUUUGGAAGUUACUGUUGGUGAUCUGACAGUCAUUAUUACAGACUUUAAGGAAAAAACUAAGUCAUCGCCUGCUUCAAGUGCAGCUUCUGCAGACCAGCACAGUCAGAGUGGUUCUAGUUCUGACAAUACAGAGAGAGGAAUGUCCAGGUCAUCUUCACCUAGAGGAGAAGCCUCGUCACUGAAUGGAGAAUCUCAUUAAAGUUUAUUGACUUCCGUUUAUUAUUUAGUUGUUCCUCUCAAAAAAUUACAUAUAUACAACUUCUGCCAACAGUUACCACAUUUUCAUGACUUCUUAUCAUUGUGCAUGAUUAUGUUUACUCAAAUAUAAUUUAUGCAGUUUUUACAAGCAGUGCUGCAGUGCAAUUAAAUUGCAUUGCAAUCUACAAAACAUUUUUAGAUCAACUUUUUAAUCUUGAUAUAGAAUGGUGCCAUGAAAAUGUGGUUUGAAUGUUCUUCAUGCAGUGUUACUGGCAAGUCCUUUUCCUCUUUUACUUUAGUAAAUUUUAACAGAAGUCUUGGAUUCUAUGCUAUUGGCAUGUACUGAAUGAAUUUAAAAAAUAGUUCAAGCUGCCUAAAUAUGUAUUAUUUGAGAAUUGUGAAUCAUAGUUAUAUAUGUAUGUAAGUCAAAGAUCAACUUAAUCAACUAUUGCUGCAAAAGACUUUUCGUAAUGAUUAUCUUUAAAACACCUGCUGGUACUUGGUGUGCUUGAAUAGGAAAAUGUUAUUAAAUAUAACGUAUGAAUUUUUGCCAAUGUCCAACAAAUUUUACUGGAUUAUUGUAACUGAAUAAUGUUGCUAGCUUCUCCAAUAUUUUCCUCACACAUUUAGAACAUUUAUUGUUAAUGUUUACAAGCAAAAAAGUAAAUCUGUUACAAACAUUAAUUGUUUAGCUUUAUAAUUCAAAUAUAGUACUGCCUUGUCCUUAUACACUGGUAUUCUGUUAUAGAACAUAAAUUUAUUCUGAAAUUA
Messenger RNA from Pseudonaja textilis, 1386 nucleotides. RefSeq names its product YY1 associated factor 2 (gene YAF2). NCBI's taxonomy places the organism in Eukaryota, Metazoa, Chordata, Lepidosauria, Squamata, Elapidae. Gene Ontology annotation, biological process: positive regulation of DNA-templated transcription. Gene Ontology annotation, cellular component: nucleus. The record is from RefSeq and is a predicted model, not a curated record. Gene Ontology annotation, molecular function: transcription coregulator activity; DNA binding.